UUUAUUUGGAAUUGUGAGAAUCCCAAUUUCUGAAUCCUGAAACAAAACCCUCGUUGUCUCUCCCAAUCGAUCCUCUGAUUCUCCCAGCACUGUUUCAAUAACACAACAUAUACAGUCACAUAGAGAGAACCACACACACACACACACAUAGAAAGAAAGAUAGAGAGAAAUAGUGGAGGCUUCGGAGAGGAAGAAAAGAAAAGCAUUCUGAAAUGGCAGAAUAUGUUCAUCAGCCGCACUUAAAUCACUCUAUUCCUUCAAGCGAACAGACCGUCUGGGCCGACGUUUCUCCUUUACUUGAAGCCGCCUGCAAAGAUCUUAAAGAUGGUGAGCUCAUACAUGGUGACCAUUUUAAUCUUUUUGCUGCCAUGUCUGCUUUGGAGAUAAUGGAUCCAAAGAUGGAUUCCGGUAUUGUUUGCAGAUAUUAUUCUGUUGAUGAAGCAAUUGAAGAUGGUAUUGCUCCUGUCCCAUUAAGCCCAAAUAGAACCGUUGAUGUCCAAUGUAUUAUUGAUAUCAUGGAUCAUCUUCUAGCAUGUGAGGCAACAUGGCACAAGGGUCACUCACUUGCACAAACAGUAUUUGCCUGUAUAUACCUUCUCAGGCCGGAAAGAACAGCAUCACAUCCGUUGUUGCAUUCUUAUUGCAGAGUAAUACGUGCCACUUGCAAUGCUGUUGUUUCAGUGGUCUCUGAAGCUCGCACACAUGAAGAAGAGGACAUUUUUACAAUGACUUAUGGCCUACCUCUGAAAGUUGAUGGAGAUGAUAAGGGCUUAUCUUUGCUACAUGCGGUGGAAGAAACAAUUUCACGCCAACUUCGUGCUUGUAAAGCAUCCUCGUCGAAAAGAAGAUCAGUAGAAGAUACAGAGCCGUUGCAAACAAAUCCUGACUUGGAAGAAGGUUACUGCAAAGCUUUGCUAUGCCGUAUACGUUUCCAUAAGCACUUCUACCAUGUCUUAACAUGCAUGCGUCGGCCUCAAGGAAAAGGCUUAGAGCUGGCACGAAAACAUAUAACUUCUUGCUUAUUGGAGCUAGAUAACAUUCUUAAGACUUUGGAAUUUCUUAGAUCUAAUAAAUGUGGGACAUGUGAAGAUGGACAAGAAAACACAACUACAGCCUCUGGUUGUCCUCCAAUUGGCUUUGAUGCUGGGUUAAACGCAAGACUAUCUGCUCCAACUCCUCCUCGGACAAUCAAAAUCCUUAGCUGGAGGAAGGCUGUUGAAUAUUUCCAAAAACUCCUUAAUGAUUUAGAUACAAUAUGUUCAUUCUCCUUGGACCCACUACUUGAUGAGGUAUUUCGAUUUGUGGUUGAGUUUCAAAAGUCUCGUCCUGAUCUGGUUGCUAGGGCCCAUCUCCAGCUCCUACUGGUUAAAGAUGGGAAACUUUAUGGCCGAGAUUCUAUGUUUGCUGCAAUUUCAAAAGCUGCAUCAUUACCUGAAAUUAUGAUGAACCAUGAAAUUCAAAAGACUGAAGCUUUUGUGCAACUAGAACAGUUGGUAAUCAAUUUGAUUAAAGUUCUUUCCACAAAUGCUGCGUGGCAAAGGCGUAAGCUUGGGAAAAUUUUACAAGAUUGGCGAGUCAUCUAUAUACAGCUGGAACUGGUUUCUAGUAGAGACUUUGGAGCUGCUUCAAGCAUUUCAAUUAGUGAGGGUGAUUACAUGAAAAUAUCCCAAUGUAUUCUCCUUUGGGUGGAAGAACAGACUUAUUGGAUAUCAACACGAUUUCUUGUAUUGGGUUUUGAACUGGAGCUGUACUCUCCAAAUGAAUAUUGCAUGGUAUACUGGUAUAUUAAUAUCCUCUUGAUGAAGCUUAUAGAGAAAACACAUCUUAAGCUCUUGACUGGCAGUGAAGUUGCCAAGCGAAAGGUGAAGAAGAAAAAAGACUCUGCGAAGGACUCGAUAAGGGAUUUUCUAAUCCCACCUGCGGUUUUAUUGCUUCGGUGUCAUAUGUAUCUUUCAGAAGGGCUCACAAUGAUGCUUGCUGCUCUGAGGAAUGAUCUCAACACCUUCUCUAGUCCAGGACCAUUUAAUACUGAAAAUGAGAGAUUUGUUCAACACUUUGAGCUUCUUCUAAGAGCUUCAGUUCCUGAGCACAUGUCUUACCUAUCAUUUAGCGAGCAAAUUAGUCAAGCCUGUUUAUCGAAUCUUGGUAGAUAUAAUUAUUUUAGAGAUGCUCAGAAGAUUUUGAAGGAGCUAAAGGGUAGUUUCUCAAACGAUCAAGAGAGAAUGGCGGAAUUAAGACGAUUAGAACAUGUUGCUGAACAUAAUAGCGUUGCUGUAAACCUCAUAUCACGGUUAGGAGCCCUAGAGCCAUCCUUAAAGGUUUCUUUCGAAUUCAUUCAUCAUCCAUACUUUGCUACUGCUGUUGUCAAGAGAUGUUAAGUGUUGAGAAAAAAGAAGAAGAAGAGAUUCAUGUCCCUACCAUUUUUUUAGUUAGAUUUUGGAGGCUGUUUUUUUUUUUUUUGUAUUGAGAGCAUAUUGGAUUUGGAAAGUGGUAUUUUCUCACAAUUUUUAAC
Molecule: messenger RNA, 2512 nt
Organism: Impatiens glandulifera
Lineage: Eukaryota; Viridiplantae; Streptophyta; Magnoliopsida; Ericales; Balsaminaceae
Product: N-alpha-acetyltransferase 35, NatC auxiliary subunit
Exons: 16
Coding region: 213-2378 (721 amino acids)
Biological process (GO): N-terminal peptidyl-methionine acetylation
Cellular component (GO): NatC complex
Source: RefSeq, a predicted model, not a curated record